Messenger RNA from Python bivittatus (Burmese python), 2031 nucleotides. The record is from RefSeq and is a predicted model, not a curated record. Lineage: Eukaryota; Metazoa; Chordata; Lepidosauria; Squamata; Pythonidae.
GCGACCGUCCCUCGCCGGUCCCGCAUGAGUGCCCAGGAGCAGCUGGACAGGAUGCAGCGGCACCAGGAGGCCAAACGAAAAUCUGAGGCUGCCCAGACCUCUCCCCUGGGUCACUGGCGAGACUCUCUCAGGCGUGGGUCUAGCCGGCCCCUCCCCAAUGCCCCCCCUGAGUCAUCACCCAAGGAGGGAGUGCCAAUUGGGGAACUCAAGCCUCCUCGAUGCCCCCCAACCCCUGAGUGGGAGCGACAGCGAGUAAUCCAGCUCUCCUAUGCGCUGGCGACAGAGGCUUCGCAGCGGGGAAAACUCAUCACAGGAAGGUCCAGCUCUCGCUCCUCCCUAGAUGAUUUGCUUGCCUCACAAGAUGGCUUGAACCAUCACCAUUGUCCUGGGAAUGGCACCUCCCUAAAGCCAGACUCUAGUAAUAUAACAGCUGAACAUGAUCAAACAAUUGCUCAGAAUCCAAGCUGCAGCACUAACUCUGAAGUUGCAAAUCAGGUGCUAGCUUCAUCCCAAGCAACCAAUCCAGCGUUGAGUGCUUCAGAAGCUUCUGAUUGGUCCUUGCCUUGUCCUUGCAAGGAAAGUUGGUUGUCAUCCAAUGUGAAGACUCCACAAUCAACAUCACACCUGUGUGACUCAGCCAGAGAGGAGCCAGUCCUAUUUAGCUGCCCUCACUGGGAGGAACCUUCGCCUCAGCCAGCCAAUUGGAACUCAUGUGUUUGCAGAACAGCCAAUUGGGUUUUGCCUCCUUUAUGGGACUUGGAGAUGUGGGCAUCUGAUCAAAAGCUAGUAGGCAAUCCAAGCCUACACAAUGGUAGCUGUGUCAAUUGGAGAGCUGAGCCUCAUCAUGUAGCAGCAUAUUUUGGAGAAAUGGCACAGCCUGUCAAGGUUACCUUGAUAAAAUCAAGUUUUUAACUCAUGUGGGUAGAGGAUGAAGAGAAGUCCUGCAGCAUGGUAACAGAAUAGGGACAAGCCCCUAGAGAUGGUUGCCUCAGAAUGAGAGCUCCAAACUCUAGAAAUAAUCAAAGCAAGAGUGGUUAAAACCUUGGCCUAUAAGGUCAGAAAUGCCAUGAUAUUUUCUUGCAUGUGAACAUCCCCAACAAAGGACAUGCAUUUCCAGACCAACUUUUCCCAGUCACUGUCUCAUUAACUCAUCCCAGUCUAGAAGUGUGCUUUAUCAUGAAAAAUGCUUUUUAGUUUUCAUUGCUGCUGCAUUCCCAGACAUCCUCAGAAAUAAAUCAUGAUGACCUUAGUCUAUAGAUUCACAUACUGGACUGGGAAAUGGGAACCCCAUUUCAAAUCCCGUAUUCAUGAAAUUUAAUAGUUAUGGCACAGAAUGCUCUUAUUCCUUGAUUUUUAGGUGGACACAAUCCACCUAGAUUGCCCAAGGAGAUGGCAGUAGGAAGUGUUUUCCCUAAAAAAAAGAAAAGCUAAGGCAUUCAUGUACAGAUGCUUGUUUAUAGUGGGAAGCUCCUUAAAAAUAAGGUUACCAUGCUUAAAGAUGCACAAAUCUUUGAUGAGAAAUGUAGACAUUAAUGGACAUUCCUGCCUAUUCGUCUCUGUAGAUACUCAUUCAUAUCCACCUAAACCAUUCUGAAGACAUUCUGUACAUCCUAGCUGGGUGAUACUGACAUUUUCUGCAAAUUCAUAUUUGCUUAUAACCUUGCAGAAAUUAUUGGCUUCAAAGAGACAGUUUAUCAUUCCAGCUUGCAAGCACCUGUGUUCCAGUGCUGUUGUCAUUUUUUGAGACAUCAUUCAACUCCCAGGUUGCAGAUUAAAAAAAAAAAAAAAAGCUUUCUUAAUCAGCAUGGAAGAUAUUUGAGCAGCAUAUCCCUGGGAGUGAAUGUAGGAACACAGAUGUUUCUUCAGCAUUUGCUUGUGUAUGACUGCUGAUUCCCUUUUCAUAGUUUGGUUUGUUACAGUUGUCUUUUGGGUUGUAAAUGGUUAUCUUUUUUUUUUUUUUUACUGUAAAUAGGGAUGGGCUUUCAGACAUAAGGAUUAUUUUCUUGGAAUGUCCUAUCAAAAUGCAAGCUC